Bombus pascuorum is the source of this 2959-nucleotide messenger RNA. RefSeq lists its product as uncharacterized. Lineage: Eukaryota; Metazoa; Arthropoda; Insecta; Hymenoptera; Apidae. The record is from RefSeq and is a predicted model, not a curated record. The coding region runs from base 992 to 2608 and encodes 538 amino acids. Gene Ontology annotation, cellular component: extrinsic component of mitochondrial inner membrane. The transcript has 2 exons.
AUGGUCGAUGAUAAACGAUAUAACCGAUUUUAUUGUUUGUAUGGAAACGUAACAAAAAAGGGAAUUUACUUUAUCGAUACGUUUCAGUUUGUAAAAAUAAUAAAAAGCAAAACUAAUUUGAGAAUAAAUUUUCUGAAUGUUAUGAAAAUAUACAAAAUAGGAUCAGUAUUUUAUAUUGCAAAGUUAACGGACGUGGCAGUUGUCAUGUACUCUUCCAUACGUGAAACUGUUUCUUUCGUUAAAUAUAAGAAAUUAAAUUUACAUAAAACAAACAGGAAAGCAAGAAUAUGCAGAACAUAUUUUUAGAAUGCAAAGAGAAAUUUGUAUAAGGUAAAUAGGAAAAUUAAAGUAAUAAACAAAAAAUUAUACAAUUAUUUAUUUUCGUAUAUAUUCUUUCGCGUACGUACGACUAAAUGCAUAAUUUCCUAAAAAUACAAGAGAAACGUACAUGCUUGAAAAUAAUGUAGUCUUGUGUCGAAUAGUAGAAUAAAAGAUUUAAUAAAAGCUUCGACGAUCGUAAAAUAAUGCAAAAAUAUUGAUUUCGGAGGAAAAUUCAAUAGGAGAUCGAAGGAAGAAAUAAAAAAACACGCGACUGUUUUGUAAUAAAUUCAUCUUAUUACAAACGAAGACUAAUUAAUUUAGAUGCAAGUUACCCUGGGCAUAGGGGGUAUACACCGAGGAAUGAUGCUCGAAAUACUUUAUCUGGGCAAUGGGCAUAGUGCCCGUAAGAGAGUUCUGUCUAGACGAUGCAUGCGUAUUAUACGAGACUUCGACGAGUUAGUUCGCGUCCAUUGUGCGCCUUUCUAUUGUCAAACCGAUCACACGUUAUUUACGUGAUAUCGUUUGAAAUAGAAUCGGAUAAUUGUUUUUCUUCUUAACAAUAAUGAAUUUAUAUACAUCGUAAAUAUUGUUUAGUGGUUUAUUACUCUUAUAUUAUCAAGAUUUAGUGUAAUAUUACAAGCGACAGUGGACGAGUUUCGAAGAACCUGCGAUGGGCCGCAGAAAACAUCGCAGCAAAGGAAGCAAGUUACCACCGUUGAGAUCGUCGAAAUGUAACGUCGCUUGUGAGAAAUCAACGACUUGCGAUGAAGCGAAAGCGAAGGAAGAGAGAGAAAGAAGAGGAACAACAGAGAAAACCAUAAGACCCGAUGUUAAGCAUUACCAGAAAGAAAGGACAGACUGUUUUCACCAAACGAAUGAUCCAAUCGGUGUAGGUUCUCGAUUAAUGUAUCCUUUGGUUCAGCCGUUUUUGUUAAUCAGCUCGUCGAUAUUAUCAGAGGAGGAUGAGAGCGUAGAGGACGAAUGCAUCGAACUAAAGGUAAAACCACGGUUCGUAUUCGUGUCUAGCCUUUGUAUGGUUUGCUCGAAGAAGUCUCAGUUGUACUGUGAGCGUUGCCAAAUGGUGUCUUAUUGCUCGAUAAUGCAUCAAACGCAGGCACUGUCGCAGCAUCGUGACUUGUGCGAAGCACUGACAGAGAUUCAUUCGUCCAUCGUCUUGACACUCUCCGAUGGUUCGGGCGUGAAAUUGGACGCGGACCAGUACCGUAUUUAUCGGCUAAAAUUGCUGGCGAUAUUCGAGUCCGAGGUCAAAAGAUCGUUGGAUCUUUGGGAAAAAGAAAUUAUUUUAUAUCCUAGAGUUUGUCGAGUUUGUCGUCGCUUUAGCGAAAAACUGAUCUGCUGCACGCACUGCGGGAUGGAAUUCUUUUGCGAGGAACAUGGCGACGAACAUAAAAAUUGGUGCGAAGAGUUUCGAGUUUAUCAAAGAAUUCUGCACCUUCAACGCAAACACGGAUACGUUAAUCCGAAAAUUCCGAACGCGCAUUUGGAAAUGUUCGUCGCGCAGCCAGAAUUCGAUUUCGAUAAACUAAUGCACCGAAUUUACGGGAAUUCUUCAUAUUAUCGUCAAAUGGAUUGUUAUACGUACGCUCUAUUAUCGCAUCUGUGCACGAUUCCACUGACAGCCCUUUAUUCCAUGCAGAUUUCUUGCCCCGAGUGGCAAAAUAGAACCGAUUGGACUAUUCAUAUACUUGGAGCGGAAUUCCAAUUCGAAGGUAUACACUUAGACGUCUGGGAGAAACUGUUUCUUCAUUUCUUACCGAACUUACAGAAGCUCCAUUUGAUUUUAAUCGGACCAGAGUUACAGUUACCGAAAGACGUCCCUCCUAGAUUUUUAUCCAUGGUUCAAGUUUGUAAAAAAUGUAAAUCCGCUGGCCGAGCCGUCGUCGUUACGUUCAAACCGGGCAAGCUUUAUCACUGCUUGGUUCGCGACCCAUCGCAAACUCUUGCUACUCCCGAUUUGAUUUGUCUCUAUAAUCCUGGUCUUUAUCGGACCACUGGGUUUGCAGGAAAAGACACAUGGCUCGAAACGAUACGCGAGUUUACCAAGACGUUGGCUCCAACCACCAUCACGUCUUACACUGCGCAAGAAAUGCUUUGGGAAAUAAAUCGAAUAAAUUCCGUCGCCGACGUCGAGGUUCUUUUACAACCGUGCAAGAAUCCAUUUGCGUCGGUCAAACCAGACCGAAACUUCGUUAGCGAUAAUACUAAUCCUCUUAUCUAUAAGAAUUACUACAUUACCAUUGUCAAAGGCAAAUCGAUUGUACUCUAGUCCUCUGUAUUACGCACACGGAUGUAAUAUACACGCGCGGCUGUAUACGCUCUUAUCUUUAGAUUUAUUAUCUAUCAAAGGGUAUGCUUUUACAGCUUGGAAACUCGUCAAGUAUACGUGAAUUUGAGGAAUUCCCAACUAGCUAGGAGCAGGCGAUUGGUAGGACAUUAUUUUUCGUUCGAAAGUAGGUAGAAAACGUAGAGUGAAAUACUUUCCGCUUUGAAGAAAAUAAAGUUGGAACUUGUAUAAUCCAGAAUUAGUCUGACGAUGACAAAAUCGGCUCCAGCGUCUUUAUGCAUACUUACAUGUACAUUUUUUUACCGUUUUAAUAAAUCAUCCUCGCGAGACGCU